GUGAAAGUGAAGAACAUGAAGAAUUCUAAGAAAACGGGUGUACGGAAAUACCAAAAAUCAGAAAAUCCACGUCUGCGAUGGACACCUGAACUCCAUGAAUACUUUGUAGAAGUUGUGGAAGAGGCAACUCCAAAGAGCAUUCUGCAGAUGAUGCAUGUGAAAGGACUAAGAAUCUCUCACAUUAAAAGCCAUCUUCAGAUGUACAGGAACCUGAAGGGGCAUACGUUUCUCUCAUCAAUGCAUAAGGAGAUGGAAGGGAAUGAAGAUGGUAAAGAUCUUCCAAUGUGCUCCAAUUGUUCAUCCCAAAGAUCACAAGAAGCAAAAUUUAGGGCAUCAAAAUAUGAAAUGGGAAUUGUGACUCAAGAAAUUCGACCGUCAGAAAAUAAAGGACUUUCACAAACCAGUGAAACAGAUUACGAUCUAAAUCAGGAACCCGAAUCUUGUGCAUACAUACAUAGUGAGACGUCAAAUGAAGAAAAUAGUAGAAGAAUGAAAUUUCUUGAUUUCACAUUCUCUUUUAGCUCUCAACUAAUUCCAACCAUGCAUGGUAAUCAAGAGAGGAUGCAUUUUUCUUCACCAAAUGCAGCAGAUAAUCAUGCCAUUGAUUCUAAUUCUGUACAAUCUCAUGGGAGCAACAACUACAUAAAUUUAGACCUAUCAAUAUGAACAUGGAUCGUAUCUGUAACCAACCACGCAUUGUUUUUCUUAGGCUUAGGUUUUUG
Vigna angularis (adzuki bean) is the source of this 722-nucleotide messenger RNA. Its product is annotated as probable transcription factor KAN3. The transcript is spliced from 5 exons. The record is from RefSeq and is a predicted model, not a curated record. Gene Ontology annotation, molecular function: DNA binding; DNA-binding transcription factor activity. NCBI's taxonomy places the organism in Eukaryota, Viridiplantae, Streptophyta, Magnoliopsida, Fabales, Fabaceae. The coding region runs from base 16 to 666 and encodes 216 amino acids.